Molecule: messenger RNA, 600 nt
Organism: Phaethon lepturus (White-tailed tropicbird)
Lineage: Eukaryota; Metazoa; Chordata; Aves; Phaethontiformes; Phaethontidae
Gene: MPZ
Product: myelin protein zero
Exons: 4
Biological process (GO): myelination
Cellular component (GO): membrane
Source: RefSeq, a predicted model, not a curated record
AUGGGUUUGUACCCCCUGGCAGGGCCGUCCCCGACAUCGUCCAUCCACGUGUACACGCAGCGGGAGGUGUAUGGCACCGUUGGCUCCCACGUCACCCUCUCCUGCAGCUUCUGGUCCAGCGAGUGGAUCUCCGAGGAUAUCUCCAUCACCUGGCACUUCCAAGCUGAGGGCUCCCGCGACAGCAUCUCCAUAUUCCACUAUGCCAAGGGCCAGCCCUACAUCGAUGACGUGGGCAGCUUCAAGGAGCGGAUGGAGUGGGUGGGCAAUCCCCACCGCAAGGAUGGCUCCAUCGUCAUCCACAACCUGGACUACACCGACAAUGGCACCUUCACCUGCGAUGUCAAGAACCCCCCUGAUAUCGUGGGCAAGUCCUCCCAGGUCACGCUGUAUGUCUUCGAGAAAGUGCCCACCCGCUACGGCGUCGUGCUGGGCUCCAUCAUUGGCGGGGCUCUGCUGCUGGUGGCCGUGGUGGUGGCCCUCAUCUAUCUCAUCCGCUACUGCUGGCUGCGGCGGCAGGCAGCCCUGCAGCGACGGCUGAGUGCCAUGGAGAAAGGGAAGCUGCAGCGAUCUGCUAAGGACGCGUCCAAGCGCAGCCGGCAG